Messenger RNA from Durusdinium trenchii, 2438 nucleotides. NCBI's taxonomy places the organism in Eukaryota, Dinophyceae, Suessiales, Symbiodiniaceae. The record is from the annotation of a GenBank genome assembly.
CUUUUCAUACUUUCGCUUCGUUCAUUGCCAAGCAACAAGACUGACCCUUAUGGCUCCGAACAUGACCCCGCUGCCCGCCAGCUAUCGCUGCUUGACGUAGAUGAAACUGAGAGUGCAAGGGGUGUGUUUGGUUCAACGAGAAGAGUUUUGUUCAAGAUGUUCAAGUUCUGCGGCAUAGCCUGCAGUCAUGGCGUGACCUGCAAAAGUGGCGUUUCAACCAAGCACAGCGUUUAUCCCUGUUCCUUUCACACCGUGCAUGUUUAUGUAACAUGGAUAUCAUGAUUUUUGACUACAAACGAUUCCCAUGCUGCACAGCCAUUGGAAUGACUUUUUAACCACCUUCCCAGAAAAUGCCCCUAGCUGGGCACAGUAGCGAAAGUGGACUUUCUUUCUCGGAUUUGUCCUGCCCAACCACAACUAACAUGUUUCCCUGAGGACACCCCCCUUUGACCCUGCAUGGACCCUGAAAAAAAAUAUUGACUGGUGAUCCGUUCUUUUUCUUGCUGUGGGGGCUAGUUUUUGGCUCAAGUCCAGCACGGUCCGGUUUGCACAAUUGGUCUUUAGGGUUUCUCUCGUGUGCCGCGACUAUGGCCAUGCAGGAACCACGAUGGACUACGUCGCUAGUAGAAAUACGUACUCUUAAUGGAUGGUCCGCCUGGAGGUUGAACGCACCCACGGCCGAAGCCAAACCCCCGGAGGACGAACGUCUGGGGUUUACAGCGAGGGCUGAACGGCGAAACACCCAGUGAGUGUCCCACGGGCAUAGAUGCUGGGAACGGAUGCCAGGUGAGGUGAGUGUCCGGCAUAAAUAUGCUUUGCUUGCUGGGCAUGUGAUUGCUCCAAUUCUGAGAUUCAGAUCUGGGGAGACCCCGAGCAAUCAUUGGCUGUUGGUCUAUUUUCCUUUGACGGUUGUUCGAUGUACACACCCAUAUAUGAAGUCGUUCGCUACUUUUUGCACAAAGUUCACUCUGACUUGGGCCGUAGAGCACCGUCCACUUGAGGUCGCUUGUGCUUGAGCUUGUUCUGAAAACAAGUGGACUAAAAAGAUGAUGGACCGUAUUGCAAUGCUUCCAUUUUUUGAACUUAAUUUUCCCCAGAUGAACUUGGAUGCGUGGUUUGUCCUAAAGAACUUAACGCAAUGCUUCCAUUUUUUGAACUUAAUUUUCCCCAGAUGAACUUGGAUGCGUGGUUUGUCCUAAAGAACUUAACGCGUCUUCACACAUGGCCUCUUGAGAUCGAGCGCACCGUCUCGCGCGUGCUGAGGGGCAUGGCAGAGGUGUAUUUCAAUCCGGUGAUGUGGUGCUCCUGCUGUUGCUGCUACCCAUGUUUCUUGCAGAAGAACAUUGAGUGGGACGCGAGAUCUCAACACCUGGCGUUGACCGUUGAUGGCAUCCGGUAUGUGAAAGAAAAGAGGAAAAGCUGCUGCGGACUGCCUUGUACAGACAGAGGCAGGGAAAGCAAGACGGUUCCCUACGACAAGAUUACCGACUGCGACGUGCAGGAGCCAGCUGGCACUGCAUGCUGCUGUUGCAUCCAGAAUGUGCUGUCCGUCGUCAAUAUCGACACUGCCUCAAGCGGUGUGGGUGGCAACUUUGUGCUGCACGAGAUGAGCUUGCAGGGUCUGGCAGAUCCACAUGCGUUCAAGCACUCUGUUUGGGCCAUGAAGCGGCGUUUGGCACCCAGCGGUGCCCAGCCCACACAAAUGGGAAAGUCACUGAGUUCGCCUUGCCAGAUGGAGAUGCACAACGUUUUGCUGACAGAGAUCAGAGAUGAACUAAAGCUUCUGAACCAGAAGAUGGAUUGCAGAUGAGCAGGGCUUUGGGCUGCUUUGCAUUGCUUUGCAUGGCCACUGACAAAUGAAUUGCUUAGAAGAGAUGGUUUCACAGGGGGCGGGGUUUAACCAACCCAGUGCUCUAAACGUAAUUGCUUAGACCUCUUGUUGUGAUAUAUGCGGGCAGAGCAGCUUGAUUGUCAAUGACUGGAGUCAAUUUUGUCGAUACGAGGCUUUUUUGGGCAAAGCUCAAAUCAUUUAAAGCCUUGAAGUCUUUCCAUCCGGCUCUUUCUGUAAAGCUGGACGAACCUGGCUAAGAGCAGUUGAUAGUGAUAGAAUCUUAGUUCAGCUCGGCUGAACCUUGCUCCACCAGGUGUCGUGCUUCAAACGCCCUCGGGUGACAGAUUGGAGCCUCCGUCCGAUAGCCGGUGGAGAGAACUUUGCGAAGUCGAAGCCCGAUCCCUCCCCACCCUGUGCAGUGAACCUGGGGGGUGGUGGGCAAAUGAUUGGUGUUUAGCCAUGCCCCAAAAAGGACAGACUGACCUUGUGGGACACCCUCGCAGGUCAGUGGUUUGUACCAGCCAUGCCUUUCAGAGAUGUCCAUCUGCGGAACUGAGGAAAAUGUAAGCUGGAAAGACUAGAGGCUAGAGUCUCUUUGACUAGAUGG